Nothobranchius furzeri (turquoise killifish) is the source of this 11458-nucleotide messenger RNA. The record is from RefSeq and is a predicted model, not a curated record. NCBI's taxonomy places the organism in Eukaryota, Metazoa, Chordata, Actinopteri, Cyprinodontiformes, Nothobranchiidae.
GACAGUCGGUUGUGAGAGGGUUUCAUUGGAAAGAUUUCCCACCAGCUUCUAAUGGAGAAUAGGUAGAUCUGAGUGCAGCUUUUAAACUGAGUGUCACCUUGUGUGGAGCGUUCUCAGGAGGGGGAUGCGAGUGAUGAGAAUGAAGAAGCAGAGUUCUUCGAUGCCAUGGAGGACUCCCCUUCGUUCAUAACUGUGACUACUGGUGGUGAGACACAGCGCAAGCGCUCUGGGGGUAACCAAAGUAUGAGUGGAGGAGUGGCCAAUGACUGGACUCACAAUGAGAAUGACACCACGGGCACAAACCAGAUGCAGCCACGAAGGACAAGGCGCAGCCGUAUUCCUGACAAACCCAACUACUCCCUGAAUCUGUGGAGCAUCAUGAAGAACUGUAUUGGCAAAGAUCUGUCCAGGAUACCCAUGCCUAUCAAUUUCAACGAGCCGCUGUCGAUGCUUCAACGUUUGACAGAGGAUCUGGAGUACAGCGAGCUGCUGGACCGGGCAGCUUGCUGCGACUCCGCCCUGGACCAGAUGUGCCUCGUAGCCGCCUUCUCCGUCUCCUCCUACUCCACCACAGUCCAUCGGACCGCCAAGCCCUUCAACCCUCUGCUGGGGGAGACGUAUGAGCUGGACCGGCUGGAGGAGUACGGCUAUCGCUCCAUUUCUGAGCAGGUCAGCCACCAUCCACCAGCUGCUGCCCACCAUGUGGCGUCGCAGCGAGGAUGGACUCUAUGGCAGCACAUCACUAUUGAUAGCAAGUUUCGUGGGAAAUAUAUUUCAGUCAUGCCAUUUGGUAACAUUCACCUGCAGUUCCACUCAAAUGGAAACCAUUAUGUUUGGAGCAAAGUGACAUCAACAGUGCACAACAUCAUUGUAGGGAAACUUUGGAUCGAUCAGUCUGGAGACAUCGACAUUGUGAAUACAACUACAAAGGACACCUGCCACCUGAAAUUCUCACCAUACAGUUACUUCUCCAGAGACGUCCCACGCAAAGUGACGGGAGUGGUGGAAGACCGAGAGGGCGCAGCACAUUACAUCCUGUCAGGAACCUGGGAUAACAAAAUGGAAAGUGCAAAAAUAGUGGAAAGCAGCCAGGGAUGUGGAGGCACUGAAGGCAAACAGAAGACUGUCUAUCAGACUCUUCAGCCCAAACUGCUGUGGAAGAAAUACCCUCUCCCAGAAAAUGCAGAGAACAUGCACUUUUUCUCUUCCCUGGCGUUGACCUUGAAUGAACCAGAGGAGGGUGUUGCACCCACUGACAGUCGCCUGCGGCCGGACCAGCGACUGAUGGAGGCGGGUCUGUGGGACGAGGCAAACAUCGAGAAGCAGCGAUUAGAGGAGCAUCAAAGACUCGAGAGAAAAAGAAGGGAGGCGCAAGCUAAUCAGGCUCUGGAUGAGGGUCAGGACAUUGAGGGUUACCAGCCAGUGUGGUUUGAGAAGAGAACAGAUGAUUGUACAGGAGAGAGCACCUACGUCUACAGAGGAGGCUACUGGGAAGCCAAAGACAGACAAGACUGGAGCCUGUGUCCCGAGAUCUUCUAGAAACCUGUUAGUUGCUCAUAUUUCUCUUUAGAUAUGCAUGACACCAAGACUCAAGCACAAAAACACCCAAUUUCGGAUUUUUUAGCCUGACAAGCCAUCCAAUAUACUCUGUAUGUUAAUAUACAUGGUAUAGUAUAGUCUGGCCACACCCAUAGACAGAACUGUCAUGGGGCGGAAUCUUUGGUUGUUUCUGCUUGCAAAUGUACAGCGCUAGGACAAAUCAGAGCCAUGAACAAUGUAAAAUUAUCAUUAUCAUAUUUAUGAAAAUCUGCCAAUGGAGCAGUCCACCAUACACCAUCAAAGAACAAGAGCAAAAUUAUAAUAUUUCUAAAUAAAAAACUUAUAUUCCUCUAUCUGCUCAUGUCAAAGAAUAGCUCAAGUCUAAAUCGUUUUAACCAAGUGCUGUUCCUUAGACGACACCAUCUUUGUAGUUUUUCUCCAUCGCGACUCUGGUUCUAAGCCUGCCUAAUAUCACUCAACAAACACAGAGCAAUGUGAUUGGCUAGACACAAAACUGUUCGGACCAAUGGUAGAUGUGCUGAGGCUACAAUAGGAAGUCUAAGUCACUCCCUCCUACUUCUGCAUCAUGGGUCCCCGGAAGAACGAAAAAGUGAAUGCAAGUCAAUGGGGCUAAAAAUGCUAUUUUCUAAUUCCGCUUGUUACGUGGCAUGGAUUUUACAUAUGAUCUUCGUGAAUUGUAAAGACACAUUUUGAUACAAAGACUCACUUAUUUUUGAAUAGGGGGAAAUGCUAUUUUAGGUUUUGUGUAAAAAUAAGUCAGGGACUACAAAUGCGCUUCAAGAAAGUGACAUCAUCGAACCAGACAUGGAGAAAAACAGGGAAAAGGGCUGUAAGUUUAGCAAACUUAAAAUCCUUCCUUCACGAGGAACAAACCACCAUAAAUCUGGCCAUUUGGUAAGUAGCAGCUGUGCUAGGUUCAUCACGGCAUGGUUUCCCUCCAACGUCCGUGCGAACCUGCCUUACUCUGCCAAGGCCACUCUAACCCACGCAUCUAGCUUACCACCUGUGAUGCGAUGUUGUGGCUGCGUCUGGCUUGUCUUCUAGCCCGUCGGUUGCUUCCGCUCUCCGCUAUCCUGUCAACCAUGGCUCUACGAUACGCACCCUCGCAGCUCCUCUGGCUCAACCACAGUUCACCUCUACCGACGGACCUCACCACUGCAAUCUCACAGCUUGGACUUCUCCGACCUCGCCCCUACAUCCAUAGAGGCUCCUGUCGCAAGUUUGUUUACAACCUAUCAGCUGAUAACUGCAUCUCCACACGCUGGUCUGACUGUAGCUCCCGCUCCUUCAUUCAUCUGCUCCAAAUCUUCCACCUACGUCAUCCGAGCUCCAGUCGCAUGACUCAUGAUAACAUCCUGCUAUUCCCAACUUCCGCUCCACGAUUUUCACAACAAAAACGCAUAAAAUCUGUUCUACUCAACACCAGGUCUCUUAAUAAUGAAAGCCAAAUUAAACAGGAAUUUAUAACAGACAAUAUGCUUGACUUUCUCUGUCUCACUGAAACCUGGCAGAAACCCAUGGACUAUUUUGCACUAAACCAGAUCACCCCCACAGGAUACACCUACUUGGAUAAGCCUCGCUCUGAAGGCUGGGGAGGGGGUAUCGCCGUCAUCUAUCGCGAGGACCUUACCCUGCGCCCCAUCUCCAUACCCUCUGCUUCAUUCUUCGAACAUCUGGUCUUCAGACUUCCUGGAUCUCAAUCACUACUGGUUGCCAUAUUUUACCGUCCUCCCAAAAUGAACCAAAACUUUCUUUCAGAUUUCAGUCAUUUUCUUACUCAGCUCUCCUCCAUCACACCUUCUGUUCUAGGGGAUUUCAACAUUCAUGUUGACUCCUAAAUCUAAGUUCACAGCCGACCUCCUGGACAUUCUAAACUGCUUCAACUUGACUCAACACAUAAACUCCCCCACACACAGACAUGGUCACACUCUGGACCUAGUUUGCAAUACGCCCUCCCUGACCAUCCAAAACCUGCCGACUUUUGAAACUUUCCAAUCCAGCUUCCGUGCUCAUCAUAGCACUGAAACUGCCUUACUGAAAGUAACCAACGACCUCUUGAUUGCUUCUGACUCUGGUUCCCUCACCAUUCUCCUCCUCCUUGACCUCAGCUCAGCUUUCGAUACCAUCAAUCAUGCCAUCCUUCUUAACCGUCUUCAAUCAUACAGGCUCAGCACUCAACUGGUUCUGUCACGUUUUGAGCCAGGAGGAGGUUAGGACCAAAGAUGCAGAAAACUCCAGAACGACAAAAGCAGGUAGAAAAAACGUAAAAUCCUUUAAGGAAUAAAUGUCCAUGAAACCAAAAAGUCCAAAAAUAUCCAAAGCACAAAAACCUAGAGACCUAGUAGCAAAAACCUAGAGGCCAAGACAAACCUAAUACCUAAAGACCUAGAAGCAUAAAUCCUAGAGAUCUAGAGGGGGGAACGAGACAGCGCUGACACAACAACAAUGGACCGACAACACACUGAGAUGCAGACAGGGUUAUAUAUACAGGGGCUGGGUGAUAAAGGGAAUUGGACACAGGUGAGACUAAUAACAGAGGAGAGGAGCAGAACGGAGCAUGGGAGGAAACCAGACCUAACUAGGGAAGGAAGCAAAAAUGAACCAAAGGGAGACACUGACUAAAUGAUCCAAACAUGACGGAAACCUAAUGAUAAGCGGGGUGACUAAGGGACAUGUGAGGGAAACCUAGAGAGAACCUGGAGGGGGCUGGGGACCACAGGAACACAGAAACCUAAGGGGAACACCUAAGGAGAAAACCUGGAGUGGGCUGGGGAACACAAGGAGGCACAUGAGGAACACAAGGAGAUGCAUAAGGGGAGCCUAGAGAGGGAUGGGGAACACAAGGGGACACAUGACACAAGGGGACACAUGAGGGGGAUGCAGAACAUGACAGGUUCACUUCUUACCUCUCCGACCGCCACCACUAUGUCUCUGUCAACUACUGCACCUCACACACUGCCCUUGUCACCCACGAUGUUACCCAGGGCUCUGUGCUGGGGCCACUCCUCUUCAUCCUUUACAUGCUCCCCCUUGGUCAUGUCAUACGCCAACAUGGUCUCCACUUUCAUUGCUACACUGACGACACACAACUCUACAUCUCCAGCAAAUCAAUCAACCCAGCCAUUCUUCCCACAAUCUCAGGAUGCCUCUCUGACAUAAAACAUUGGAUGGAUACCAACUUCGUCAAAUUGAACUGCUCCAAAACAGAACUCCUCAUCACUGGUCCCAAAUCUCUCCUACCCUCAGUUCAAAAUAUUUUUGUACAAACUGACAGUCUCACAGUGACUCCCUCCUCUACAGUCCGUAAUCUCGGUGCCACCUUCGACUCCUCCCUUUCCUUCAAGUCCCACAUCAACAACAUCCACAGGGUAUCGUUCUUCCACCUCGGCAACAUUGCCCAUCUCCAUCCAUCCCUCCCUGACUCCACUGCCCAAACACUCAUCUUUGCCUUCAUAACUUCUAGACUGGACUAUUGUGACAGCAUUCUUUACAGACUUCCUUCCUCCGCCCUACAAAAACUUCAAUACAUCCAAAACUCAGCAGCACUUUUACUCACCUACACUCGCUCCAGGGACCACAUAACUCCAGUACUCAAACAACUUCACUGGCUCCCAGUUUCAUACCGGAUCCAUUACAAAUUGCUCCUCAUCACUUACAAAUGCCUCAAUAACCUUGCACCAUCAUUCAGAUUUUUUUUCAGAUUUCAGAUUUUAUUGGCCAAGUAAAAUUACAUUUACAAGGAAUUUGGCUUCGGUAGAUGUUCGCUCUCUAAAACAUACAACCACAAUAAAUGAGAAUAAAAAUAUCUGACGGACCAUAUCUGACGGAACUUCUCCAUCGCCAUUCUCCUUCCCAGCACCUCCGUUCUGCUGACUCCAACCUCCUUUCCCCUUUUAAAACAAAACAAUGCUCCACGGGGGAUCGAGCCUUUGCAGCCGCUGCCCCCACACUCUGGAACUCUCUCCCACUAAACAUCAGGAAUGCCGUCUCUCUUUCUACUUUCAAGUCACUGCUUAAAACCCACCUCUUUAAAUUGGCCUUCCCUUAGGAUCAACCUAGCAUCCCCCAGUCUGUUUAAUAUGUUUAAUUUUGUUUUAUUAUGUGUUUAUUGUAUUUUUUGUGAAGCGUCUUUGAGUGACCUAAAAAGUGCUAUAUAAGUUUGAUUUAUUAUUAUUAUUAUUAUUAUUAUUAUUAUUAUUAUUUUUAAUUGUGGUACAACAUAUGUGUGAUCCAGGGUCUAAGGCAAAGCGGAUUAGAAAAUAGCUCUUUUAGCCCUGUUGACUUGCAUUCAUUUUUUCGUUCUUCUGGGGAUCAAUGAGCCGACCGUAUAGGGAGGAGACCUGGGCUCCCUAUGGAGCGUAGCUAGAGCAAAUUGCAGAGCCAAAUCCUUUUGCUACCGCUACGGUCUUUCCAGAUUUCUAAGCUAUGAUCUACUCGCUUAGAUACAGCUGUGUUUCUGGGAUGCAUGGCUUUAGUGAAAGCUGCUUUCUGGAGUUUUACCCUUUCAGAAAUUAUGUAUGAUUUGUCAGAAAUCCAUAAAAGUGAUUAUCUUAUCAUGUACUGUGAUAUAAUAUAAGCAAUACAUCUUUUUUUUUUGCUAAGCACGCCCCCUGCUCCGCAGAGCUCCGUGCAAUAGGAAACUGAGCGCCGACAAGAACUAACCAAUAGCUUAAUGGGCUCGACACACGGGAGGCGACAAACGACCGCGAUCAGCGAAAUUUGUCGCCGUUGCUUUUAUUACCUGACACACGGGAGGCGAUCCGUGGCAGCGGCCAGCGGCAAAGCCGUCUACGCGUUCUGUUCCAUGGCGAAAUCGAAACUUCCGUUGUUUUGUUUGGCUGUGUCAGGUUGGAGGGAAUUAAGGUUAUUUAAGUGGUUCAGAGUUAAUAAAGUGGUAGAUAUGAUGUUUCACAAGGUGCUGCUAGAGUUAUGUGAAAUCUAACUUCUGAUUUUAUUAUAUAAAACAUAAUAAUAAUCAUCAACUUCUCCUCCAUGUUUGUACGGAGCAUCCUGUCCGCUCAUUGGUCUGUGAAUGAAACCGUUGAUUGGUCCUCGUCCGAGCGACAGCGAUGAAAAGUUGAAAAUGUUUCAACUUUCUGGGAUUGCGUCGCUGGGCCGCCUGUGCACGACACGUGCACGAGCGCAAAAUUUCACAUGCACGUUUUUUGCGUUUUGCUUGGUAGGAGGGAGACCCGCGAUUAUCGCUUUGUCGCGCAUGUCUCAUUGAAAAUGAAUGGAGGAGAGGCGAUGUCGCCUCCCGUGUGUCGAGCCCAUUAGACUACCGCUUAGAUGCUUCACAUUUAAGGAAUACCUCGGCUGAUGCAGAGUUGAUGAAUUUUUCACGGACAAGAAAGUCUCUAAAAUAUGAAUAUAUGAAAACACAACAUGACAUGAGAAUAAUACUCGUAAAACAAUGUGUUUUAGCUCUGUUUGUCGGCUACAGAAGCACAUUUAUAAACAGAAAUGUGAAGUCGCCAUCUUAAAAAAACUGAGGAACAGCGGUUUUGUGUGAUACGCUUGUCAGCCACUAGAUGGUGCCAUCGGAUAAGAGAAAUACUACAGAAAGAAGCUUUAAUGCUGUACAGAACAAAAUUAUGUAAGUUAUGUCAGGUUCUGUGUGUUUGAUUGAAACACGGUUGAACAAGAACUAUUUUUGCACUGAAGCACACUUGGCUGGGACUGUGAGCUAACUUGGGGGCAUGAAGUGCUCUGGAGAUCUGCCACAAGCACUGAAUGUUUUCUCCACUUAAACGUUGGAAGAAGCACAAGGUUGUUAAUUUUCUGUUAUUCAAACAGCUCUGACAGAAACACCAAACUUUGAACAAAUUUACGUCUUCUUCUGCGCUUUAAAGUUUACUUUACCUGCUGCUUCUUUGGUGAUUUUCCGUUUCACCGUGCACCAAGAACAUUCUUCCUAUCUUUUAGAAUUGAUGCCUGAAACAAAGUAGGUGCCGGUCAUAGGUGGAUAUUUAAAAACACUUCUUCUGUGCUAAAACUAGAUUUCUACUUCUGAUGAAGGUGAUGGUAUUCAUUCCCAAUGGUGACUUAUUAUUUCCCUUCAUCAGUCUGCACUUAUGUGUCUGCUACUUCAAAUCAAACAAGUAUUUAUUGUUUAUUUCCAAAACAAAAUACUUUUUAUGGCACCUCUGGUUCACCAUGGGUCCCUGAAACGUCCACAGUUAAGUGAAAAUGCUGUGUAAUUAUAUUGCCCAUCAGAUGAACUGUUUUGCUAGAAAAACUAAGUAACACCUCAUGAGAAUGUGCCCAAAGUACUUAGAGAAUUUCCUGAAUACUGAAACUGAGUUACUUUAAUGUUGGGUUUUUUUUCAGUCAAUAACUUAAAAUCUGGGUCUAAGUAGGUGUUUCUCUUCAGUGUUGCCCACUCAGGACAAGGGACUGAAUCAAGAACAGAUUCCAUCUAAUUCUUUACUUUCUGAGAAACAAGUUUAAGGUGCAGUAAGAAUAAAGUAAGAUGACAUCCUGUGGUCAAAUCCUGUGGUUAUCACAAUCUCAUGAGUUUCAUGGCUGUUGCCAGUUAUGGGUCAGCACCAGAAGAUUCUAGAUAACAAGCAAAGACGAGUCAUACACAGUAAGUUGAUAAGUAGAAAAUUACAUUGUCAUAGCUGGUGCUAGCACUCCCUGAUGUUUUACAGUAGAGAGCACUCACUACGUUCAUUACUGUAAUAUGCCUCUGGCAUAGAGGGUGUUGUUUUUACCUCUUGGCUGUUAGCUUGCGGUUAUAGCUCUGAACAACUCAUUAAAGCAAGUAAAACGCCACGUUUGAUUCAUUCACUUCACACACAUUUCACUGUAAUAUCCAGUUGUUUGAAAUUUUAAAAGUAGCUUGCGAUACUUUUAUAGCUGACUAUUUGCUUUUAAUUUACCGUUAGCAGUGAUAGCUCAACGUUAGCCUCUAGCCUUCUUGGCCCAACAGAGUAAAAAAAAUAAAGAUGACGUGGCUUUUUAGGGUACAAGAAAACACUUUUGGGUCACUGUUGUUACUUGCUUCAGUUCUUUAAACAAUUCUGUGACCUUUUGAGUGCCGUAGUCGAGUUGCAAAUGCCAGCGCUGCAGCGUUAGCUCGCAGAAGACAUGACAACCCCACACUCACUGAUGGUAAACAGUGGCUAUGUCUGUCCUUCUUUUAUUUUGAAAGGAGAAAAUCUGGCAACCUCCUCAGCCGACUAAGAAUGAAAAAUGUUUCAGGAUAAUCAUCGUUCCAACAUGAUUGAGACAUUAGCCUGUUUUGGAAUUUUUUCACUGUAAAAAUCUUACUUUAUUUGUACACACUGCACCUUUAAAUCAUUUGGACAUUUUCUAAAUUUCAUAAUAUUUAAUUACAUUAUAAGUGGGUUGACUAAUUAGUUUCCAGUCUGCCUCAUCUUCAUCUUCUUCUUCCGCCUCUUUGGGCUUUUUCCUUUAGGGGUGGCCAAAACAAAUCAUCUGUCUCUGUUUAGUCCUAUAAUUACCAUACCAUACCAUACCACCUUUAUUUAUAUAGCACUUUAAAAACACAGCCAUACGGCUGACCAAAGUGCUGAACAGUCGCACAAUAACAGAGAUAGAAAACAUAAAACAGUACUAUGAAAUACAACCAACAGUAAAAAAGACAAGCCGAUAAAAAAUUACCAAUAAAAACCUUACAAUGGAUGAUAAAAUAAGAGUAGUAAAAACCAAACUAACAGCUAACUAUUAAAAGCAAGGGUAAAAUAGUGUGUAUUUAGUCUAGACUUAAAAUCUGCCAAGGUGGAUGUCAGUACAACUGUGACUGGAAGUUCGUUCCACAGUUUAGGACCCGCGACAGAGAAAGCUCUUCGUCCGCAUGAUUUGUAACACGCUUUCGGGACCUCGAGGAGCAACAGGCUGGAGGACCUGAGUGUACGACCAGGAGUAUAAAUUGAAAGAAGAACAGAUAAGUACACAGGGGCAAGACCAUGGAGGGAUUUGAAAACAAAAAGUAGCAUUUUAUAUUGGACUCUGAAAGUGAUGGGCAACCAUUGAAGGGAUAAUUAAUUUAAAAUCAAUCUUGUUUAUUUAUGUAUUUAUGUAAGUGCCCAGAGAUUUUUGUUCCAUUGUUGUUAUGAAAACUAACAAAAUUAGAAAAACUCUCCAAGAAUAAUGAAAGUCACUUUUCAAAAAUUUAAAUACAGCUGUUGACUUAAAGGCUUUUGAAAGCGCCUAAUUUGUUCAGAUUGUAUCUGAAGUAAUCAUAUAAACAUAUUAAGAAUCGACCAUAAGACAUAUUAACCCUCCCACAUUGAGCAGGGUUGAUGGUUUAUCCCUUGGGUCCAUGUGGCAAGGGUGAGGACUGAGCACCACCUCACCCUUGCCCCGUGGACCUCAAGAGAUAAACCAUCAAUCCUGCUCAAUGGUCAACUUUCCUCGCGGGUUCACCUAUAAAGACAGUGGGAGGGUUAAAGAAUAAAUCUGCUAAACAUUCAGGAUUUUAUUGGUGCUUAUUGGGAAUUUUAGCCUUAAUUACAGUAUGUCAUACUUGUGAAUCUUUUGUACAGAAGAUGGACACAUGAAAAACAUUUGUGUUUUUAUAAACAUGUAUCCUCAAUCAAAAGUUUAGGACACUGACACCAUAAUAAACCUUUGCUGCUUCAUUAACACAUUAUAUUCCAGCAAUAAUACAAGCUGAAAAGCAACAAACAUACUUUGGAGAACUUAUUAUUAUAGUAUAGUAGCACAUCAGAGCAGGAAUGUGGUAUACACGUCAGUCAAGUGUCAGAAAGAGGCAUUAAGAAAUUAGCUACCAGCACGUUAGCAGUAAAUACCAUCUCUAACUGGUCUGCUCCUGUUUAUUUAUACCCCAUCUGUGUUUAAAAGGGCAUGGUGCACAUGUAUGACACUACCUGGUUGUUUUAUGCUUUGUAUAUAGCAACAAUACAAUAGAAGUAGAAGCACAUUGAUGAAAAUCACAAGUAUAAAUAUUGUUUACUUGAAUAAUCAUAUUUCAAUCGUCACCAUUUAUUCUAGGUGUAUGGAGUUGAGACCAAACACUAACGAGGUUUUGCAUAAAAACCCAUCAUGAAUGUAAAAUAAUGGGAUACAUCAUAUAAUAGUGAUUAUGAACAUACAAUGCUGUUUAAAUGAAGCACAAAACCAUGUUUAUCUUAUGAUUCAUGCUAAAAGUUUUCCAUAUAGCAACAUAUACAGCAGCUAUGCAUGGUUUUAGAGUGCUCGUGCACUACUGUAGCGAGAAGCCUUUUCACAUAGCGUUGUGGAUUAUAGAUUAGAUUUAAUGUGGAUUCACCUUUUGUGCCCAAUUACCUCAAGGGAUUUGACAUAUUUCAGAUGAAAUAAAUAUAUUAAAAUGAUACUGUGCUAUUUGUUAAUGUUAAAUCCUUGUUUCUGUCAUUUACCUCUCUGUAGACGACGGUUAAUAAAUGAGAGAUCUAGAAAAAGAGAAAACAACACAUUCAUGGGAAAACACAAAAACUCCAUGCAGAAAGUCUGUAGUCACUCAUGAUUUGAACCUAUGACCUUCUCACUGCGAGGCAAAAGUGCUGCAUGGUGGUGGUUUUGGUAACAUCAUUACCUUGCAAGCAACCUUUUGGCGAGGUGUUUGUAUGUUCUCCCUGUGCAUGUAUGAGUUUUCUCCACAGGCUUUCCUCCCACAGGCUAAAAAAAACAUGAAUGUCAGGUGGGCAAAAUUGUCAGCAGAAUAAACAUAAAUUAGCCCUAAAUUCGACUUUCAAUGUCAAAACACAUAAGUUCACAAUGUGUCAAGUUAAAAAAAUAACUAAUUUUGAUCAAAAUCUCCACCUUUGCUCUUGGAAACCUGCAUCUUUCAUGAUGCAAGUUAAGAUAAUUUUAUUUAGUUUUUCAUUGACAUUUGAUCAUUUGUAAAUGAACAUUUUCCCCUGGAUCAUUAAAAAUAUCUUGAUUAUCA